AUGGUUAACGAGGGUUGUGUACCUGCCAGCGAAUUCCUGGUGAAAACGGCAGAGUUUUUCAAAUUGGCCAACGAGAAGCAUAUAGCAGUCCGUUUGACAGCCAAAAGAUUGAUAAAAGUGGACGAGGUAGACGGGAACGAUGAGUUCAAUGCCACCGAAUUGCCAAAGUUUGACAUAUCGAGAGAAUCCUCUUUAAAAACGGAUCCUGAGGCAAUCACUCAGGAACAAUACAGUUUACUGAUUCGCAUAUCCUUUGGUUCGCAUGCAAAGAAAACCAAGUGUUCAACCGUUGUCAGUGCUGCUGACUUGGACAAAUUUUGGCAGGAGUACUCAUCUGUCGUAAAGACAGGUAUGGUUGGGCUUGUCAAGAAGAAGAAGAAGAGGAAGGGCAAGAACGUUGUGUCCAAGGACAAGAAGAAGAAGGCCAAGAAAUAA
Messenger RNA from Huiozyma naganishii CBS 8797, 435 nucleotides. It is a transcript of the gene SRP14, whose product is annotated as RNA-binding signal recognition particle subunit SRP14. The record is from RefSeq and is a predicted model, not a curated record. Lineage: Eukaryota; Fungi; Ascomycota; Saccharomycetes; Saccharomycetales; Saccharomycetaceae. The transcript has a single exon. Bases 1 to 435 code for a protein of 144 amino acids. Gene Ontology annotation, cellular component: signal recognition particle, endoplasmic reticulum targeting. Gene Ontology annotation, molecular function: endoplasmic reticulum signal sequence receptor activity; 7S RNA binding. Gene Ontology annotation, biological process: SRP-dependent cotranslational protein targeting to membrane.